This is a messenger RNA of Scutellospora calospora, 455 nucleotides long. NCBI's taxonomy places the organism in Eukaryota, Fungi, Glomeromycota, Glomeromycetes, Diversisporales, Gigasporaceae. The record is from the annotation of a GenBank genome assembly.
CGUUUGCUUCCAUUGGAAUCGUGGGAUACAUAAUUGUCUUGUAUUCUGCCGAAGUAAAUUCUCUAAUUGUUAAAUACAUGGCUACUUGGAUUAUAGAUAUAGGUAUAGCUCCAUGUGGAGUUCUUUGUAUUACAUGGCUAUCAAACAAUCUGGCACCACCACUAAAGCGUAAUAUAGGUAUUGCGAUGAUGCUAAGUUUCGGUAACGCUGGAGGUUUAAUUGCCGCUCAGAUAUAUCGUUCUGUAGAUUACCCUAAUUACGUCCCUGGUCAUAUUAUUGCAUCUGGUUUCUUAUUGGCGUCUAUUUGUUUGUGUAUAAUCCAGUAUGGAGCUUUAUUCCGUCUUAAUGAAUUGAAAAAAAAGGAAAGAAUUAAAAUUGAAAGUACAGGUGAUGAAAAAAUUGAUGAUGAAUGGAAAUUAGGAGAUAGACAUUAUGGAUUUAUCUAUUGUUUGUAA